AUGGAGAAUAUUGAUCAUGAGUACAAUAAUUACUGGGAAACCACUAGGUUUUUCCAAUCAGUAGAAUUUAACAGUUAUAAUUACGACGAAACACUAUCGGCAUACUAUGAUUCGAGCUCGCCUGAUGGAACCUUGUCAUCAAUGGCUUCCAAGAACAUCGAGUCUGAGAGAAAUAGGAGGAAGAAACUCAAUGAAAGACUCUAUGCACUAAGAGCAGUUGUCCCUAACAUUACUAAGAUGGAUAAAGCUUCGAUAAUCAAAGAUGCGAUCGAAUAUAUCCAAGAAUUGCAAGAAGAAGAGAAGAGAAUUCGAGCUGAAGUAUCAAAGCUCGAGUCUGGGAGAUUGCCGAAUGGUUCAAUUUUUGACAUCGAUCAAGAGGCUACAACUUUUUGUUCAAAACCAAAGAGAUCAAGAAUUGAUCAAUACUAUGAUUCUGCAGGAUCAAGAUCAUGCCCUAUUGAAGUUCUUGAGUUGAAGGUAACCAAUAUGGGGGAAAAGACAGUUGUAAUUAGCCUCACAUGCUGUAAAGGAACAAACACAAUGGUCAAGCUUUGUGAGAUCUUUGAAUCUUUGAAGCUCAAAAUCAUUACUGCCAAUAUCACUUCUUAUUCUGGAUGGGUUUUGAAGACCGUGUUUGUCGAGGCCAAUGAAGAGGAAAAAGACCUUUUAAGAGGAAAGAUAGAGGCAGCCAUAGCAUCUCUAAAUGAUCCAGACAGUCCUAUGAGCAUCUAA
Molecule: messenger RNA, 732 nt
Organism: Fraxinus pennsylvanica
Lineage: Eukaryota; Viridiplantae; Streptophyta; Magnoliopsida; Lamiales; Oleaceae
Source: the annotation of a GenBank genome assembly